This is a messenger RNA of Malus domestica (apple), 2101 nucleotides long. RefSeq names its product folylpolyglutamate synthase-like. Gene Ontology annotation, molecular function: ATP binding; tetrahydrofolylpolyglutamate synthase activity. Gene Ontology annotation, cellular component: mitochondrion; cytoplasm; cytosol. The record is from RefSeq and is a predicted model, not a curated record. NCBI's taxonomy places the organism in Eukaryota, Viridiplantae, Streptophyta, Magnoliopsida, Rosales, Rosaceae. Gene Ontology annotation, biological process: tetrahydrofolylpolyglutamate biosynthetic process.
UCACGUCACGUCACCAUGUCUUUGUUCCUUAUUUUUUCAACCUUUCAACCCCAAUCCCUUUAUCUUUUAGCGCUUAAAUACUCACCUUCUAUACAUAUUACUCUCCGUUCGAUUCAGAUCUAAACCAACCACUCCGCUCGCCAUGGUGGAAGCAGGCGGCAAUGGCUCCUCGGCGCCGCCUCCGGCAACUCCCUACGAGAAGGCAUUGGCCGCUCUAUCCUCCUUGAUCACCAAACGCAGUCGUGCCGAUAAGAGCAACAGGGGCGACCGCUUCGACCUCCUCUUCGACUAUCUCAAAAUUCUGGAGUUGGAGGAGCCAAUUGCACAGAUGAAGAUUAUUCACGUUGCUGGCACCAAAGGCAAGGGAUCCACCUGCACCUUCACAGAGUCGAUAUUACGCCAUUGCGGUUUUCGCACUGGACUUUUCACGUCUCCUCAUCUCAUUGAUGUUCGAGAAAGAUUUCGGUUGGAUGGUGUGGACAUCAAUGAAGAGAAAUUUUUAGCAUAUUUCUGGUGGUGUUUCGAGAGACUUGAGGAAAAAGCUACUGACGAUAUACCAAUGCCUACCUACUUUCGCUUCCUUGCCUUGCUUGCCUUCAAAAUAUUUGCAGCAGAACAGGUAGAUGUUGCUAUCCUGGAGGUUGGGUUAGGCGGUAGGUUUGAUGCAACGAAUGUGGUUCAGGCACCUGUUGUCUGUGGUAUAUCUUCCCUUGGCUAUGACCACAUGGAGAUUCUUGGAAAUACUCUGGGAGCAAUUGCAGGGGAGAAGGCUGGAAUCUUCAAGUCUAGGGUUCCUGCCUUUACUGUGCCUCAACCUGAUGAAGCAAUGCGUGUACUGGAAGAGAAGGCUUCUCGGUUGGAUGUACCCCUUCAACUCGUACGACCGUUGGAUCCUAAUAUGCUGAAUGGCUUAAAACUUGGGCUAGAAGGCGAGCACCAGUAUGUUAAUGCUGGUCUUGCUAUUGCACUGUCCUCUACAUGGCUCCAGAGGACCGGUCACCUUGAAUACCCCGAACAUAGUACCUCUCUGCCGGAGCAAUACAUCAAAGGACUAACUGCUAAAGUCAGUUUACAAGGACGGGCUCAAAUAGUUCCUGAUCGCUUUAUUAACAGCGAAAGCCCUGAAGAUCUCGUGUUUUAUUUGGACGGUGCACAUAGCCCAGAAAGCAUGGAAAUAUGCGCUAGAUGGUUUUCUCAUUCUGUUCAGCCACCCGGUACUUCUAGAUCAUCACAUGAUUGGGUACAGAGGCACCCUAUUGAAACAGUCAGGAAGAAUUCAGAACAGAUAUUGCUGUUUAAUUGUAUGUCAGUGAGGGAUCCUCAGUUGCUUCUUCCGAACCUGAUGAAAACAUGUGCCAGUCACGGUGUCUACUUCAAGAAGGCUCUGUUUGUACCAAACACAUCAGUGAAUCACAAGGUCGGAUCGCAUUCCUUGCCUCCGACUGAUUCUCAGGUGGAUUUGUCGUGGCAGUUCGCUCUUCAAAAAGUGUGGGAAAAUUUAAUGAUGGGUAACAAAGGCACUGUUCGUGAAGAACUAACAGAUGAUAAGGAAAUCGCCGUCAAAAGUUGCGAAAAUAGUGCAGUUUUUCCGUCCCUCCCGUCAGCUAUACAAUGGCUCAGGGACAGUGUCCGGCAAAGUAAAUCUGUCCGUUUUCAGUUUAUAUAUCAGGUCCUUGUAACUGGUUCGUUACAUCUUGUUGGCGAUGUGUUGAGAUUCAUCAAGAAAUGAGGCGUACUACGAAGCUGAAGCCUCCUAUUUGCAAGUCUGUCGAACUUCAAGAUUUUCUGUAUUCGCUUGGGAAAAGCCAUGAACCGUUCUAAUUUCCCAGGGACUCCGAGGUGGUCAAGUGCCGACUGCCUCAACGUGCUUCUGCUACAUACUGUAUGUUCUCAACUGCCACAUAUUUCGUGUCGGCGUUUCUUAGCGGCUACAUUUAAACAAGAUACCGGCGUUUUGUUUGAGGGUGGGGCUAUUUUCCUCACCCCUGUAUCGCUAUAACAACACGACCUUAUUGAGACGUUUCAUUUCUUUGUCGACGGAUUUGUUUGUAUGAAAGACAAUAAUAUCUGCAAUUUCAGUCAUGUUUUUCAGAAAAGCAAA